This is a messenger RNA of Exaiptasia diaphana, 1296 nucleotides long. RefSeq names its product zinc finger MYM-type protein 1-like. The record is from RefSeq and is a predicted model, not a curated record. Gene Ontology annotation, molecular function: protein dimerization activity. Bases 1 to 1296 code for a protein of 431 amino acids. The transcript has a single exon. Lineage: Eukaryota; Metazoa; Cnidaria; Anthozoa; Actiniaria; Aiptasiidae.
AUGCUAGGUAAAAAAUCUGGAGUCACAAAACAAAUUCAAGAUAUCCAACCAAAGGCAUUCCCUACACACUGUCAUGCUCACUCAUUAAGCCUGGGUGUCAAAGAUACAGUAAAGGCUUGCAAAGUUCUGUCUGACACUAUGGACACUUCGAAAGAAAUUGUAACACUGAUCAAAUACUCCCCAAAGAGGGAAACAAUGUUGGGUGAAGAGAAAGAUAAUAUAGAAAAUGAAUUAGUUAAUGAUGAACACGAAGAUCCAGGUAUUGUAACUUUUUGCCCAACAAGAUGGACAGUAACAGCGAAUUGUUAUAAAAGAAUUCUAGAUAACUACGAGCCUUUGCUGAACGUGUGGGAUAAAUCUCUUCGUACUAAUUUGAAGCCUGACCUGAAAGCACGUAUUAUUGGAUGUCAGACGCAAAUGCAAACAUUUACUUACUUUUUUGGUCUUAAUUUGGGUCAGCGCCUUUUUGCCCACACAGACAACCUUGCAAAGUCACUACAAUCACCUGGCCUUUCAGCCACAGAUGGGCAGAAUUUGGCUCGUCUCACAGUCAGCACCCUACGAAGUAUACGAGAUGAUCAAUCGUUUCAGUUACUAUAUGAAAACAUACUUCUUAACGCCCAACAACGUCCCUCAGUAGGUGAACCCACUUUGCCUAGAAAGAGGCGUGCACCUACUCGCUAUGAAACAGGUUAUUCUGAACACACAUAUCCUGAUACAGCUCAAGAUCACUAUCGAAGAAUCUWCUUUGAGGUAAUUGAUCACUUGGUGAAUGCUAUCGAAGAACGGUUCAAUCAACCCGCUUUCCUGAUCUAUCAUAACUUAGAAGAUCUGCUGUUGAAGACCAUUAAAGGAGAAGACACCUCUACAGAAAUGCAAACUGUAUUAUCAACCUUCACAACAGAUAUAUCUCAAGCAGUACUUGAAGCUCAACUGGCAACAUUUAAGGUCAUAAUGGACGACCAGAUGAAGUGUUUUAGCGACAUUUUAGAAAAAGUAAAGUCGCUGAAUGACCAUGAACKGUGCUUUAUCAACCAGGUAGUAACACUGUGUAAAAUAAUGCUCGUAAGCCCMGCUACAAGUGCAACAGCAGAACGAUCAUUUUCCACUGCAAGGCGUUUAAAAACAUGGCUGCGUUCACAGAUGCAGCAGUCAAGAUUCAACGAUGUGUCCAUCCUAAAUACACACAAGAACAGAUUAGAUGACCUCUCUCUCGUGGAUAUUGCCAAUCAGUUUAUUUCCCUUAAUGAAAAUCGUAAGAGGAAUUUCGGAAAAAUGUCUCGCGCAGACUUCUAG